This is a messenger RNA of Onthophagus taurus, 1119 nucleotides long. RefSeq names its product putative odorant receptor 92a. Gene Ontology annotation, biological process: detection of chemical stimulus involved in sensory perception of smell; sensory perception of smell. Gene Ontology annotation, cellular component: plasma membrane. Gene Ontology annotation, molecular function: odorant binding; olfactory receptor activity. The record is from RefSeq and is a predicted model, not a curated record. Lineage: Eukaryota; Metazoa; Arthropoda; Insecta; Coleoptera; Scarabaeidae.
AUGGAGUCAAUUCAAAAAAUGUUAAGUUUAACGGGGAUAUGGCCCAAACAAAAUCUUACAACAAAAGAUGUUUUAAUAACCGUAAUGAAUCAUUCCAUGUUUGUGUGUAUUUUGGUUAUUUUAUUCGUAGAAAUCAUAAAUGUCUCGCAUAGUAUAACAAAAAUGAACGUUGUUUUAUGUACAAUGUUACCGUUUUGCACUGCUUAUAGUAAAAUAAUUUCAGCAACUUAUUACCGAAAUAAUUUCUUAGCAAUAAUCAAAGAUAUCCGUUUGGAAAUUUUUAAUAACUACCCAGAUUCUAAAAAUAAUCCGCUAAGAGAAGUGUUAAAAGUAACUAAAAUGAUGUCGAUUACAUUUAGAUUUAUGAUGGGUGGUGUUUGUUUGUUUUACGUUAUAUUUCCAUUUUUCGACGAUAAAGAUCUACCGAUUCCUUUUUCACUGGAUUUGGGAAAAUACAAGAUCGUAAUGCAUAUUUUCCAAGUUGUUGCACUUACAAUAGCGGCAUGGAACGUGAGCUGCAUAGAUUUAACUUUUGUAACGAUAAUGGGAAUUUGUGCAGCACAACUCGAAAUUUUAUGCAUAAGAUUACAAAAUUUCGCUACGAAAGCACGAAAAAUUUCUUAUCAUCGCAACGAAUUCGAUCGAAACGUUGGAAUAUUUCUAAAAGAAUGCGUCAUCCAUUACGAUGGAAUUAUUAGUCUUGUGGCUAAAGUUAACAACAUGUUUUCGUUUAUCACAUUUUUUCAAUACUUCUUGGGAAUGCCGAUUGUUUGUAAUAUUGUUCUGCAAUUAACGUUAUUGCUUGAUAUUCGUUCAACUGAAUUCGUAAUGACGAUAAUGUUGUUUUCAACAAUGGUGACUCAAAUGACUAUGUACAGUUGGUUUGGAAAUGAAGUUAUUGUUAAAAGCGACAAAAUAAUCGAAUCAGCAUAUCUUUCCGAAUGGUAUUUAUGUCCAACUAAGCAUAAAAGAACUUUAUUUAUCAUAAUGGAAAGAGCAAAAAAGCCUUUAGCAGUAAGUGCAGGUGGAUUUACAUCGGUUUCAUUAACAGCUUUAUUAGUGAUUAUUAAAUGGUCUUAUUCUAUCUACGCUUUAGUAAGAACCGCAUUAAAACAGUAA